Molecule: messenger RNA, 3741 nt
Organism: Menidia menidia (Atlantic silverside)
Lineage: Eukaryota; Metazoa; Chordata; Actinopteri; Atheriniformes; Atherinopsidae
Source: the annotation of a GenBank genome assembly
AUGAGCGGAAACUUCGAAGCCCCGCGGUUGGAGCGGGAAGGAGCUUUCGGAGGAGCAGCGGUGAACGGGCUCCUUGAAGACAGCGAGCAGAUGCGGCCCCCCGCGGUCCCGUCUGAGCUGCGAGGAGAGAAAGGUGAGAGACCACGUUUGAGAAGGAGAGCUGGUGAAGCCGCGGACUCGCGCAUCCCGGGCGUUGUAUUGGCAGUUUUCACCCGCUGUCUGGUGGAAGAAUAUCUAUCUAUCUAUCUAUCUAUCUAUCUAUCUAUCUAUCUAUCUAUCUAUCUAUCUAUCUAUCUAUCUAUCUAUCUAUCUAUCUAUCUAUCUAUCUAUCUAUCUAUCUAUCUAUCUAUCUAUCUGGGUGUAUCUACCUCUACCCAGUCUCCAACUGAAGUCACCGACCAAGAUGGCCAGACUUUACCCCGGGAGCAAGAGGUGUCUGCCGCUGAGGUGGUGCCAGUAGUUUCCCCUCCUAGCUUAAAGGAUGUACAGCAGGCUGUGCAGGAGGCCUCGGAGCAGGUGGAGGGCCGUGGGGCAGAGGAAGUCUUAAAGGAGCUGCUGGAGAGGGUGGUAGAGGCAGCUCUUGGCAAAGCAGAAGGAGGGAGCGAAGAAAAUGGCAUGACAGUAGCUGAGGAGGAUGUACAGGGAGCUCAAGUCGAGGAGAGUGUGGCUGAAGCUGUAGAUGACGUUUUAGAGCAGCCCCUCGAGCAUGGUGAUACAGACAAAGAGGGAGAACCUGUAGGCUCUCAAGAGACAGAGGUAGUAGUAGAAAAUGAUACAUUUGAAAAUGGAGAGGAGAAAGGUGCUGUACAAGGAGAGGGUGACACAGCAGCUGGACUUGUGGAGGAGUCAACUGAAACUGUGGAGACUGAAGUCAGUGAAGAAGAGGGUUUGGAUGUUGUUAAAGAAUUACUAGGUUCUGAAUUCAGUCAGGACGAUACAGAAGGAGAUUCAGAAGAAGCAGAAGGGGAUUUAGAAGUUCAGGAAGAAGGGGAUGAAGGCCAAAAAGAGCAGACUGUGUUGUCAGUAGAAAAAGCUGAAACAACAGCAAUGGUGGAACCGGAAGAAGCUCCUGCUCCUGUGGAGGUAGCUGUGGAUGUGCAGCCAAAACGACAAACCGUGAAAGAGUCUGACCCCAUCCUGAGAGUAGUUGAUGAAGAACAAAUGGGAAAUGACCAAGAACAAGAAGCGGCUCCAAAAGAAGAAACUCCAACCAACGCAAAUCAGACUGAUGCAACAGCACUGCCUUCAAAUGAUCAUGAAAUAAAAGCAACACAGCCCAUUGAAAGAGAACAAGAUGAAGACGAGGAAGGAAUCGAGACAGAGGACACAGAAGGGCCAAUAGAAGGAGAUGGAGAUCAACUUUUUGUCGAAGGAGGAACUCAAGAAGAGGUAGAAGAAGAUGCAGAUUUAACAGGAGAAACUGGAGAUGUAAAGGUUGAUGAUGGCGUGACGAAAAACAAUUCUGAGGUUUUGGUGAAUGAGGGAGGUGGCAAGAAAGUUGGAGAGGAUACAGUGGAGGAUUCGCUUGGCAGUGAUAAAGAGGAUCAAGAGCAGAACCCUGAAAUCCAGCCCCCCACGUCUAAUCCACCCCCGGCUGAGGUAGAGAAUCAAGAAAAUACCCUUGGUCAAGAGAGUUCUGACCAUGGCAAUGAGCCCAUCAUCCCCACUCUUGGCAUUUUGCCACAUGACCCUGCCGUGGCCCUACCGACACGUGACGAUUUGGAGAAUGAUGUUGUGGCUGGACUUGCUCAGACUGAAGGAGAGGAACCAGGGGAGGCCAAUGAGCAGGUGGAAGAUGUACCUGCAGCUAGAGACACUCAUUCCCUGGACCUGCAGCGGACAUGUGAAGAAGGGUGUGUUGAACCAGAGGCGGCCACAGGGGGUGAUUGCAGUGAUGACACUUUGCCUGUGGGCAACACUCAACACAUAUGGAGAGGGGGUCUCCUGGUGGUGGCCUUUUGUGCCAGCCUAUCGCUAGCCCAGUUCCCCCGGGAGUGCGUCACCGUGGCCGGGCUGCAGAGCGGCCAGUGCUGUCCGUCCCCUACCGGGGUGGCGGGGGACGAGUGCGGCGCCAGCACGGGGAGAGGCCAGUGCGUCUCCAUUGCCGCCGACAGCCGUCGGCACGGGCCGCAGUACCCCUACGCCGGGCGUGACGACAGAGAGAGGUGGCCUUUGAGAUAUUUCAACCGCACCUGCCAGUGCAAUGGGAAUUUCACCGGCUACAACUGUGGACGAUGCAGGCAUGGGAUGAGUGGACCGAACUGUGACCAGAGAAUCUCAGUGGUGAGGAGAAAUAUCAUGCAGAUGAGCACAGCUGAGAAGCAAGCUUUUGUGAACGCCUUGGACCAAGCAAAGAGGACUGUUCACCCUGACCUGGUCAUUUGCACGAGAAGGUACCAGGAGGUGUAUGGGCCAGAUGGUAACACCCCCCAGUUUGAGAACAUCACCAUUUACAACUACUUUGUUUGGACGCACUACUACUCAGUCAGCAAGACAUACCUCGGUCCGGGCCAGACGAGCUUUGGAGGCGUGGACUUUUCCCACGAGGGCCCGGGCUUUGUCACCUGGCAUCGUUUCCAUCUGCUGCAGCUGGAAAGAGACAUGCAGGACAUGCUGGGGGAUCCCACCUUUGCCCUGCCCUACUGGAACUUUGCCAUCGGAGGCAGCGACUGUGACAUCUGCACCGACGACCUCCUGGGAGCCAGGAGCUCAUUCGACAUGAACUCCAUCAGCCCCAACUCUGUGUUCUCUCAGUGGAGGGUCAUCUGCGAGAGUGUGGAGGACUACGACUCCUUGGGCACCAUCUGCAACAGUAAUGACAGCUACACAAAUACUCAUUAUUCCUCGCUGCUAAGUCGGCUGGUGCGGCUGGUGUACCACAUCGUCUCAGCUGCAUUAGAAAAAGAGGGCAAGGAGCUCGUAAAGAGAACAUAUUCGGAGAGCAGUCCCAUCAGGAGGAACCCCGCGGGCAACGUGGCGCGGCCCAUGGUGCAGAGGCUGCCGGAGCCUCAGGACGUGCUGGACUGUCUGGAGCUCAACACUUUCGACACUCCUCCGUAUUACUCCACCUCCUCCGAGAGCUUCAGGAACACCAUUGAAGGCUACAGUGCCCCUCAGGGGAUGUAUGACCCCGUCAUCCGCAGCCUCCACAACCUGGCCCACCUCUUUCUCAACGGGACAGGUGGACAGACCCAUCUGUCACCCAACGAUCCCAUCUUUGUCUUGCUGCACACCUUCACCGACGCCGUUUUUGACGAGUGGCUCCGCAGACAUCAACCGGGUGAGAUUGUUUACCCUGAGGAGAACGCCCCAAUUGGACACAACCGAAGGUUCAACAUGGUUCCCUUUUGGCCUCCUGUAACCAAUGCUGAGAUGUUUGUGAGCGCCCCGGACAGCCUUGGGUACUCAUACGAGGUCCAGUGGCCAGCCCGCGCCUUUACCUUGUCUGAGAUCAUAACUGUGGCCGUUGUCAUGGCGGUGGUGGUGGUGGCGGUGCUGGGCGGCGUCAUUGCCUGCGUAGUGCGAGCUCGUUCCAACAGCUCGGCAGAGGCCCUGGAGCCCCUGCUGGGAGAAACUUUCCGGCGUUACUCAGAGGACGACAGGAGGUUGGACAAAUCACAGUCGGUCGUCUGAUUCCACACCUUUCCGAGAGAGGCCUUGACAUUUUCAUGCAUUUGUUUGACCUUUUUUUUUUUUUUUUUAUUCGCCAGUUUCCUCCAAUAAAGUUGAACUGGUUUUAAA